This is a messenger RNA of Sitodiplosis mosellana (orange wheat blossom midge), 5006 nucleotides long. It is a transcript of the gene mRpS18A, whose product is annotated as 39S ribosomal protein S18a, mitochondrial. The coding region runs from base 69 to 578 and encodes 169 amino acids. NCBI's taxonomy places the organism in Eukaryota, Metazoa, Arthropoda, Insecta, Diptera, Cecidomyiidae. The transcript has 3 exons. Gene Ontology annotation, biological process: mitochondrial translation. Gene Ontology annotation, cellular component: ribosome; mitochondrial small ribosomal subunit. The record is from RefSeq and is a predicted model, not a curated record. Gene Ontology annotation, molecular function: small ribosomal subunit rRNA binding; structural constituent of ribosome.
GAUUUGACACAUCUAUCACACGGACUGAUUUUCUUGUUCUCAGUCUGACGGAGUGCUAAACAAAAACCAUGGCUUUCAAUACUUUAUUGAGAUUGAAUAAUAAAAUCCCAUUGAUUGGGCAACGAAUUCAGUCCAUUUCAACCACAUCAGCUCUUGGUAUCAAAGAAAUUGUGGUGGAACAAAAGAACAAAGUAUUGGAAAUAUCAGCUGAACUCAAGCCAUCACCACGGGAAUCAGUCCUAAUGAAGGAAAUCAUGCCAAUAGAAUCAAAGGAAAGAAAGAAAUUUUGUCCAAAGUGUACGCUCGGGCUCGACAUCAAACAUACUGACGUUCUGAUUUUAAAGCAAUAUCUACGUGAAGACGGCACUAUGCUGCCCAGACGUAUCACCGGCCUAUGUAAUGUUCAACAGAAGAACAUCGGUACUAUGGUUUUGAUGGCCAGACGUGCAGGUUUAUUACCGCUAGCAGUUCAAUUGGCCAGCAAAAAACCCAAUAAAUGCUAUGGUUACAAGAAACUCAACCACUACUACGACGAGAAAACAAUUAAAUAUGCUAAAUUAUGGAUUAAUGCCGACUAGUUUACAUGGUGUACACUGUUACAGACUGUUUUUUUUUGAUGAAUAGAAUAAAACAAUGGAUAGUUUUUAAAAGAAGUUUUUUUUUGUCGAGAGAUUUAAUUUGAAUUUGAAUUAGAGUGAAUCGUUUGAGUAAUUUUGAAAAUGGAAAAUUGGAGAAUAAUUUGAUAAUUUAGGAAAAAAACAUUUGAGUUGGAAAUUUAAAAGAGAAAUUGAAGUUGGACGUCUGAAUUUGAGGAAAAGUGUGAAUGGCUUAAAAGCCACCUAAUAAUUUUGAGGUCAUCUGAAGGUAAUUUUUCUUUAUAUUCAUUUGAUGUCAGAAAGUAAAAUAUUUGGGAAUUCUCUAAUCGAAUUUUUCAAUUUGAAAAUCAUAAAAGUUUUCUUGUUGUUUGGCACAAAACAACAACAAUAACAAUGUGGACCAAACACAUUGAUCGCAUACGGAACUGUAUAAACUCAUAUUUUGUUUACCGGUACAUACGGAUGUUCUAGAGAGCUGUUGCUUAGGUACCACGCAAUGCGUUGUCAACGCAUACCUCCAUCAAACGUUAACGUAUCAUAUUGAUUAGUCAUGAAUAUGCAGAUAAGGUGAUCUUCAAUAUCCUAUCCGGACGCACUAUGCGAUGAAAAAAAAACUUGUACACAAAACUAUGUCUAUCAAUUUGAAGAAAAAAAUUAGAACAAAUAUCGUCAACGAAUGUUUGCCAUUCGAUUUGCAAACUUUCUCCUAAAAAUGUAAACAUCCGAAGUUGUUGACAUUUUAUCUUAAUACUUUUCUAGACUAAGCAGUUCAAUACUACUUGAAUGCACAAUUAAUUGUGCCAUAUUUUUUUCUAUGUGAACUCAGUCUCAGGUAUUCGAGAAAAAAAAAUUGUAAAAAUGAAAUAAAUUGGCAUCGCUUGCAGAACAAUGGAAAAAAUUCGAGUUGAAUUUUCAAUUAAUUCAAUUCACCAACUUGAAUUUGAGUACAAUAAACUAAUUGCAAUCGCAAAAAGAGGAGAGAAAGAAACUCAAUUCCAAGAACAAUCAUUGUAAGACAUGUGCGAUUUUAUUGGCAAUAAUUUAUUGCGUCACAAAUGCAAAAUCAAAUAUUUGUGAAAUAAAGUCGGAUAUUUCUCGAAGAAAGGGGAAAAGCGGACGUAAGCUCAUCAUGAUGCAAGUUGAAUAAAUUAAGAAGUUAAAUAAUGUGAUUCCAGGAAGCUGCCUUGAAUGGGAGUGCUGAUAACAACUGCCAAUGAAGGAUAACAAAGGAAGUCGUACUGCACAAAUCACUCACUUUGUUCGAUUCGAGCACACAUAAAAAUUAUCAACGCGACAAUAAAUAUGAGUUAUCAAUUAUUUGUGAUACAACCAGCAAAACAGUGUCUUUGAUUCUGAUUGUCUGUCGCAAAAACACGUUAUAAAUGUAAUAAAAUGAAAUAAUUUGUUGAUAUUUUCCUAUUGCCUGCGAAUGAGUCAUCAUCAUACUAAAUGAAAGUUUGUGAAUUGAACAUUUUUGCAUCCGAAGAUUAAGUCCAAGUCAUUGCCAUAGAUAAGAGCAGCCGUGGGGUAUUUUCUUCAAAGUAUCAAUCCGUACAACAACAACACAACCAUUGUGCUGACCGUAAACAAUUCACAUGAAAUUCGAUUUCUCAUUGACAUUUCCAAGCAAUUAUCAAUCAUGCGGCAUGACGUUCAAAAAUGUUUUUCUUCGGGCAUUUUGCGACGAUUUACAUAUUUUCAAUUAGCACUUGUUAUCUGCUAUUUAAGCAAGUACACCAAUGACAAUCAAAAAAUUGACAAACUCGUCGAUUCGACGUCAAAAUAUUGAUAAAUAUGUGACUUCAUGGGGGUCAUUCGAUUUAUCUCAUGACCUUUUAUUGCGCAAAAAACACAAAAUUGGUGGUAAAUUUGGUUCCGGUGCAUUUUUUUUUAUUUAGAAAUUCUAAUCAGAGAGAUGGGUCCUUCUCUUGUUGAGUUGAAGGUUUCAAGUUGAAGCCUAUUAUGGUUUUUUCGGUGCAAUCAACAAAUCGUCUCAUAUACGAGAUUUCAUUGUAAUGAAAUCAAUUUACGUGAUUUCUCGUCUCUUUUUGCUUAAUCCGACAGACAGAGUGUAUCAAACACAAAUACUAGCGCCACAAGCGUUUAAACCAUGUGCGUUAUCAUCGCUGACCGAAUAUGUUCAGUGAACACUGUUCACACCGAGCGCCGCGGCUACUCUAAUCGCAACACAUUUAAAUCGAUCACUUUCUUAACGAACGCUGGACCGCGAACAACUAGUUGCGAAGAGCAAACCAAAAUAUCAAUUAGUGAUUUAGUUAUUGAAGGAAAAAAAGUUUUUAUCGAAAGAGAAUCAUCAAAUUUUUUAUUUAAAAAAAAGGAAUUUUUCAUAAGCGGAAAUAUUAAUUUGAAAAAAAAUUAUUAAUUUCUCCUCAUUAAACAAAGUGUUUUAAUUUACAUCAAGUGUUUUGAUUGAUUCGUUGAUAUUUUUUGCUAUGAACUAAUGAUUUAUUUAUCAAAAGAGUGAGAUUUCUAUGUAGAAAAGUGCCAAAGGAUCAAUUAUUUUUUCCUUUUUUCAAAUAAAAAAUUAUUGAUUGGAAUUUUGAUAAUAAUAAUAAAAGUGAUCUCUACUCGAAAGAGUCUAAAAGACAAAUGUGAUUAAAUUGAAAAACGAGUUUUUACCAUUUUUUUUAAGCUUCAAAACCAAAAAUCAUUUUAAAAUCAUAAGAUGAAGACGUAAGUUCUUUCUGAGAAAUAAUAAUCUACCGAUCUACAGAUCGGAACACCGAACAAUAAAAGACAUAAACGAAUGCUACGUAUAAAUUGAUUGCGCAAAUAUAUUUAUUAGAAACGAAAAAAAGAUGUUGUUGAUGUGACUGCCCAGGCUUAGGUUGUUUCUUCACUAUAUGUCGAAAUUAGCUGAAAAAUCAAGUUUCACGAAGACGAAAAAAAAAAAACGUUAAAAGUGAAAGGCAAGCCAAAGCAUAAAGUAUUAACGAGAGAAUGCAUACAUGGGCAAUACAUUGCAUAUUAUUAUGGGCCAUAGCUUAGUGUAAUUUUGUCGGCCCAUCUAAUAGGCACGUAAAAUGAAUUUUGUCGACUUUGUGAAUCUUGUCUAAGUUCCGGCCAAAAAACACAUUUGAAUCGCUGAUAAUAAUUAUAAGGUCACAAAUUGAUUAAAAAUUUCAUGUUUUUCGCCACAAAAAAAGUGUUUUCAACAGUUUGUUAUCAAUCAUGAUUUUUCGGUGAGUGCUGCACUAGCAUCACAGAUACAUUGUUAUAAUUCACAACCUAGUUAUCUGUCGGUUAUUUUUAUUUGCUAGAGUUGAAUAAAAAUGGAAAGAAUGUGAAAAUCCAGUCCAAAACUGUGCGUUUCAAUUGAAAUGGAACUUUGUCUACACUGUGAGACAUUCUUAAAUUAUGACGAUGAACAAGAAUUCAAAAAGGUGAAAGAAGAAAGAAAAAUUCAAAAAAGAAAAUUGAGAAAAAAGAAUAGAAUAAGAACUGAGGAAAGAGAAAAGUAAAAGAAAAGAACAGCAAAAUAAUGAAGAAAAGAAAGAAACAGGGAAAGAUAACAAGACAAAAAUAACGAGAAGAACAAAAAAUGUAGAAUAAAAAUCUAAGAACAACACCAAAAACACCAAAAAUAAUUACAAUUACAUCUAAUUGAAGAGCUCAGUUGAAUGAUCUAAAGCGAUUAAUUGGAGUAAAAAUUCAGUUGAAUGAUCUGCGAUGAGUAGAAGGUCAUUUCUCAGUGGAAAAUUCUCGCCUUUUGGUACAAAAUGAAUUCACUCCAAUUAAUCUGCUGCAAACAAAAAGGGAGUCCAAUCCAUCCAUCCAUCCAAAAAAAGAGAGUUUGAACACUUUAUUCUCCCAAAAAAGUGUCCAGACUGCCAUGUCACUAGCCACAGAACUAUAAUCAAUAGCAUAAAAUUGACAAUUUUUGUCACCGUAAAACUUUCCGUGCGCGAGAUAAUUUUUUGUUCAAUGGACAAAAGGCAGUGAAAAAAAGUGUCGUCGACGAGAAAAAAAAGCCUGUUUAUGGAAUUAUACAAUUUAUUGGUUGAAAUUUGUGUUUUUCAAACAUGUCAAAACUAACGUAAUGUGGAUCAUACUGAAACCUCUCUGAAUAAAAAAAAGAAGAAUGAGGAAGUAAACAAAACGUUAGAUAGAUUUAAUGACAAAAUUACAAAGAACGAAACGAAAACGUCCAAUGUCGCUAAAUGUUUGAGUGUGGCGCAUGCAAACGAUAAAUAGCCAUUGUUAUUGCGCUGCAAAUGGUAGAGAGUAUGUGUUAAAAAUGCUAAUAGAUUCAAAUGACACGUAUGAUUAUGUAUACUGUCUAAAUUUAUCACUUGUUGAGUCCAAAUUGGAUAAUCGUGCAAGGGGUACUCCCAACAAUAUUAUAUACUGGAGUCCAAUAUUAUACAAUGAGGAAAAAUUGAUGCAUAA